Penaeus indicus is the source of this 4368-nucleotide messenger RNA. It is a transcript of the gene Rat1, whose product is annotated as 5'-3' exoribonuclease 2 homolog. Gene Ontology annotation, biological process: nucleobase-containing compound metabolic process. NCBI's taxonomy places the organism in Eukaryota, Metazoa, Arthropoda, Malacostraca, Decapoda, Penaeidae. Gene Ontology annotation, cellular component: nucleus. The coding region runs from base 73 to 3717 and encodes 1214 amino acids. The transcript has 18 exons. Gene Ontology annotation, molecular function: nucleic acid binding; 5'-3' RNA exonuclease activity. The record is from RefSeq and is a predicted model, not a curated record.
CGUCUCGCACAGGAGAGUCGUCGAGGGAAGAGACAGAACUACUGACGAAUCCUUAAUAAUAAACAAUUAGCCAUGGGAGUACCGGCAUUCUUCCGAUGGCUCUCCAGAAAAUAUCCAUCGGUGAUCAUAGAAUGCGUGGAAGAAAGGCAAUACAACACAGACGAUGGACAGACAGUUCCACAGGACACAUCAAAACCAAAUCCCAAUGGCAUCGAGUUUGACAACUUGUACUUGGACAUGAAUGGUAUUAUUCAUCCUUGUACACAUCCAGAAGAUAAACCAGCUCCAAAAAAUGAGGACGAAAUGAUGGUUGCCAUUUUUGAGUGCAUAGACCGCCUGUUUACAAUUGUACGUCCUCGCAAAGUGCUCUACAUGGCCAUUGAUGGUGUGGCCCCCAGAGCCAAAAUGAACCAGCAGAGGUCAAGGCGUUUCCGUGCCUCCAAGGAAGCUGAGGAGAAGGCAGCAAAGGUGAAGAGCCUGAGACAGGAGCUCUUGUCAAAGGGCUUCAAACUCCCCCCAGAGAAGCCCAAGGAAUCCCACUUCGACUCCAAUUGCAUCACUCCUGGAACCCCAUUCAUGGAGAGGCUUUCAAAAUGCCUUCACUAUUACAUUCAUGACCGGUUAAAUAACGACCCAGGCUGGAGGAAGAUUAAGGUAAUACUCUCAGAUGCAAAUGUGCCAGGUGAGGGAGAACAUAAGAUCAUGGACUUCAUCCGGCGUCAGCGAGCACAGCCAGACCACGACCCCAACACCCAACAUGUCCUUUGUGGGGCUGAUGCCGAUCUCAUUAUGUUGGGACUGGCAACACAUGAGGCCAACUUCACCAUCAUCCGAGAGGAGUUCAAGCCCAACAAACCCAAGCCAUGUGAUCUCUGUGGACAGCUUGGUCACGAGAUGAGUGAGUGUGUGGGGAUUCCCGAUGGCAUGGAAGAAGCAUCAGAGAAGGUAUUUGAGGAAGUCAAGUUUAUCUUCGUCCGGCUCAACGUGCUGAGGGAAUACCUAGAAAGAGAGCUUGCCAUGCCCUCCCUACCCUUUGAGUAUAACUUUGAUCGUGCCAUAGACGACUGGGUCUUCAUGUGCUUCUUCGUGGGAAAUGAUUUCCUUCCUCAUCUGCCCUCACUAGAAAUCAGAGAAAAUGCAAUUGACCGUCUAGUUCGUCUCUACAAAGACUGUUGUUACAAAACUGGAGGCUGGUUAACAGACAGCGGAACAGCUGACAUGUCACGUGUGCAGAUGAUCAUGCAGAACCUUGGUAAAGUGGAGGAUGAGAUCUUCAGAGACAGGCAGAGGAGGGAACUGGACUUCAAGGCCAGAAACAAGAUGAAGAGGAGACAGGAGAAAAUUGAAAAGGAAGCUGCAAAUAUGUUCAGAGAUGUGACGGGACAGGGAGGUUUGGGUGUCAUGAGAGCAGGAGAUGUGUCCGUCGCUUCAGGAGCUAGGGGAAUGAUCAUGCAGCAACGACUUACAAACAUGGAUGCCAAGGGACAGGGGCGUGGACAGAAGAGAUCCAAUGACCAAAUGGACAGUGACAGUGAGGAGGAGACCCCAGAUGAAGUGCGCUUGUAUGAAGAGGGUGCAAAGGAUCGGUACUAUGAAUCAAAAUUCGAAGUCUGCUCUGAUAAUCAUGCAUUCAGGAAAAAGGUUGCCAAUGAAUAUGCACGUGGGCUCUGCUGGGUGUUAAAAUACUACUACCAAGGAUGUGUAUCAUGGGAUUGGUACUUCCCCUUCCACUAUGCACCAUUUGCUUCCGACUUUUCCAACUGUGCAACUGCCAAUGUUUCCUUCGAUCUUGGAGAACCCUUUAAUCCACUGGAGCAGUUGAUGGGUGUGUUCCCAGCUGCAAGUCGUGCUCAUGUGCCUGAGCCAUGGGGAAAGCUUAUGUACGAUCCAGAGUCUGUAAUCAUUGACUUCUACCCAGAAGACUUCAAGAUUGACCUGAAUGGAAAGAAGUUUGCUUGGCAGGGGGUGGCCCUACUCCCAUUUGUGGACGAGACAAGAUUAAAGAAUGCCCUGAAGUCAGUGUAUCAUAAAUUGACUCCAGAAGAAAAGUUGCGCAACAAAAGAGGUGAUAGUUUCCUCUAUGUCAGUGUGCAACACCAAUCUUACAAACAGCUGACUGACUUGUAUCGUAUGGGGAUGAGCUUUGACACUGAGGUUCCAAUUGCUGGAGAAGACUUCCAAGGCAUGCAGGGGACUGUGCUAAUGGCCACCAAUGUAGUCAAACCAACUGGAGCUCUUCCAUCUCCAGUUAUAGGCUUGGAGGAACUUACAAACAACCAUGUUGUGACGGUAAGGUACAGGGAUCCAAAAUACUCAGAUGACUUCGUCUUCCCAGCCAGGAGAUUGGAAGGAGCUAAAGAACCACCCCGUGUUUUGAAGCCUGAAGAUUAUCAAGGAGGCAACAGAAAUUACCGCCCGGUGAUCGGAUUCAAUCAAAACAUGCCCCGCGCUUCACUCGGCAUGUCUGGCCACAGGACUCUAGGCCACCACCUGCCGAAUCUCCAGGGUGGAGGGCUGCUCAGCAACAACGUGCUGCUCCUGCAGGGUGGCCAAGGAGGGCAGGGGCUUCUGGGAGCUUGUCCAACGCAAGAAGGACUCCUCGGGGCAGCACCCGGCCAAGGCAGUUUCCUCGGGUCAGGUCUAGGAGGUCAGGGGACCAUGCUUGGUUCAGGAAUAGGUCAGAACAGCCUGCUAGGGAAAAGGCCAGGAGGACAAGGGGACCUUCCUAGAAUAGAAGGGGGAGGAGGAGGUGGAAGGCCCUUCAGUUCCCCAAGAACAGGGCCAGAAGAUAGUUCAGAAAGAAGCGGGCCUGGUCGAGGGGCCUUGCUUGGGUCAGGGCCUCGCAGGCAGGGGCUUUUGGGAGAUGGGCCCAGUCAGCAGAAUAUGCCCAACACCAUGUGUGGGGAAGGGUACCAUCAAGAGAAGGGACUCUUGGGGUCUGCUCCCCACCAGGAGGAAGUGAAUGGAAGGGGACACCACGUAGGCCUUCUAGGGUCAGGGCCAUGGGAAGGGAAAAGUGAACACUGGCCUCAGAGACCACAUGGAGCGCAGUACCAAAAUGACAGUAUCGAUGCAAGAGGAUUUCCACAGAGAAGUCUCGGAUCAGGACCAUGGCAGAGAAGUCCUAGCGUCGAAAAGGAAAGCGGCGAAGGCAUGGGGUCCAGCCAGGACUCUUGUUUUGGAACAGAGAGGAAACAAGGUGGAGGACUUCUCGGCCUCUCCCCUGUCAUGAGUCACCACAUGAACCAGAGAGGAGGAGGAGGUGGAGGGGGCCAGUACAGCAACGUCCCGCCGCCCAUGGGAAGAGGUGGAAAUGGGAAGAGGAGUCUCCUAGGGGCCCCUCCCCAGUCGUCGGGCCAGAGCCUGCUAGGGGCGCCGCCCAAUCAGUAUUCCAGCUAUCAGGGUAAUCAAAACAGGAACCAAUAUGGUGGAGGCCAGGGUGGUUAUGGAGGAUACAACAGCAAUAGAAACUAUGGAGGCUACAAUAGCAAUCAGAGGCAAAACUACAACUCAGGAGGAAACAACAACAACCAGGGUUACUUCACGAGUGGCGGCGGGAACUACAACUCCCGAGGAGGAGGAGGAGGAGGAGGAGGUGGCGGCUACAACUCAGGAGGCAACAGAAGUGGGGGAGGAGGAGGUGGGGGCUACGGUGGCAACUACCACAGGGGCCGCGGAAGGGGAGGCUAUUACAGAGGGAACGGUAACAACUACUGAUGCCAGGGUGGGAGGUUAGUUAAAGGGGGGUAAGGACGGCCUCGGAGGAAAAGCAGAACACUUUUUCUUCUUCCUCGAUUUGUACUAUACUCUUUUAUGCGAGAGGUUUGGUUGACACUGGUCUUACGGUACUUGAUCGUAGACUGAAUUAAAAAAAAAAGAAACGUAAUAAGUACUAAGGCGAAUAUAUAUAUAUUAUAUAUAUAUUUUUAUUGAUGUUUAGAUAAAAAAGAAGAAACGCUACUUCUAUUGCAAUGCAUAUGAGAGCAUUUUGAUAGAGUCUAGGUACAUUUUCUCGAAUGUAAUGUUUUAUGCUGAGAGGUUAUAUUGCGUGCAAAAGAGUAUAUUUCAUCACCCUGUAGCAGUUCAUAAUACAGUUGAAGUUUUUCUGGUUUUCUGCUACUCUUGUUGUAUUUGAUUUGUCUUAUUUAUUUAUUUUUGUAACCGUUUGUAUUGGACACUGAACAUGUACAUAUAACCUCUUAAGAGAAUUGUUUGUAUUAGUAUACCAUGAUGAAUCCAUCAUUUCAUUAUAAUCUUUGUCUAUUUGUCAUUUGUAAAAAUAGAACUAUAACUUGGUUAGCACAAUAUUUUGUAAAUUAUACUUAAAUAUUAUUGUCUGAAAAAAAAAAAUAAAUAGUACUACAGGUA